CGGGGACAGUUGGGCCCGCCCAACUGCAUUUCGGCAUUUUAUUCACGUGCCAGACGCUCUUCCCUGACCUGAGGACAUUCCUUGGAACUGAGAUCAUAUUCCCCAGCUCCCCCUUUUAAACCCGCUAAUCCCUAAACCCUAAUUCUGAUUUCAGAUUUCAGUUUUCUCCGUCAAUUCAGUCAGCUUUCCAAUCACAAAGUUCAUUGUAUUGUUGAGAAACAGAGAAAGUAAUGGCGGAUGAUUCAGUAAACAAUGUAGAGAUGUUCAAUGAUUCCUAUGAUUCUGAAUCAAAAACCUCUGCGAAGAUCGCUGCACUCCAGCAGGAGAAUCGCCAAUUAGUUAAUGAGAAUGAUCUCAUCAAGGAGAGGGUGGAGAAGCUGAAGAAAUCAAUUGAUGAUUCCAACAAUGAGAAAGCUGAGCUGCUGAAGAUGGUGGAGGAAUCAGAAUUUGAGACUAGAGCUUUGAGAUCAAUAACUACCCGAGUUGCUGAGCUUGAGGAGGAGGCGUCUCAGCUCCAAGAUCAUCUGGGCAAAGCUUUCAAUGAUCUGGAAGAGUCAAGUUCUGAGGCGUCCCUAUUGAGAUCAACUGUAGUUGGGUUGAAAAGUAGUGAGAAUGAGAAGGAAAUCAAAAUCCAGGCCAUUGAGGAGGAAAAGAAACUGCUGAUUUUAAAAGUGGAGAAAUUGGAGGCUAGUAAGGAUGAUCAGAAGGUAGAAAAGGAAGCAAAGGAGCUGCACAUCAGAGCAUUGAAGAAUAAACUUCAGGAUUGGGAUAAGGAGAAAGCGGAGCUGGCAAAGAAAGAGAUGGAGGCGAGGGUGGAUGAAAUGAAAGGGAGAGUGCUAGAGAUUGAGAAGAAGUUAAAGGAUAAGGAACUACUGAUUGCAGAUGAUCACACCAAUGGGAUUCCAGUGGCAGAGGGUAAGAAUUAUGGCUUCAAAUUGGAGUGGCCAUUGGUGAUUGGGUCAGCAGUUGCAGCUAUUGCUCUAGCCACAACAGUGAUCUACCUGAGAAACGCUAGGAAAACAUAGAUUGGUAGUUCCACAAAAUAAGAAGCAGAGUUGCUGAAACUCAGGUUGAGAUUCUGGUGUCUAACCACUCCACGGAUGAUAGAAUUUUUGAUACACAUGCUGUUUUUUGCAGGUCUUUGUUAUGAGGUUUUGUCUUUUCCUUAAACUAAGAUUGGGUUGUCAAUGUUGCUUCGGAGUAAUAUGAAUACAUAUUUUGUGUGCUAAACUAGAUUUUCCUUUAAUCCACACAACUUUUGAUAGCAUUGUAAGAGUACCGUUUCUGUUAGGUGCAAAGAUGCUGAUAUCCAUUUUUAUAGGAGUAUGCUAAAUUGAAGGUUUUUUGAUGAG
Ipomoea nil (Japanese morning glory) is the source of this 1352-nucleotide messenger RNA. RefSeq names its product protein Hook homolog 1-like. The transcript is spliced from 3 exons. The record is from RefSeq and is a predicted model, not a curated record. Bases 231 to 1025 code for a protein of 264 amino acids. NCBI's taxonomy places the organism in Eukaryota, Viridiplantae, Streptophyta, Magnoliopsida, Solanales, Convolvulaceae.